AUGGUAAAGCUAUACGAUGUUGACAUUCCAGCGGUUGUGGAUACGGGAGCUUCGCUGAACAUUAUCAAUGAAGCGCAAUGGAACAUACUUCAGAGACAUGGUCUCUACCUGUCCGAGACAAGUGCCAAGGUGUUUCCCUACGGAAUGGAACAGCCUUUACCGCUGAUCGGAAAGUUUACAGCGCCAGUUACAAAAGGAGACAGGCAAGUACAAGCUGAUUUCCACGUGAUGAAGGGCAAGUCGGUAUCCUUGCUAGGAAAGCAAACAAGCAUUGAUCUAAAACUCGUCGUACUACCACAAGACAGGCUAGAAGUUAGGCUAGGAAAGGCAAGGAUGGAGAACGUCAUCGCGACAAACGCAGAAGUGUUUGAAGGCUUGGGAAAACUGAAAGACUACAAGUUGAAGAUUCAUGUAGACGAAUCCGUAGUGCCUGUAGCACAGCCACAUCGUAGAAUCCCCUUUCAGCUGAGAAAGAAAGUGGAAGAAGAGUUACAAAGAUUGUUGAACGAAGAUGUAAUUGAGCCAGUCAAUGGACCAACCACGUGGUCAUCUCCCGUUGUGGUGGUGCCCAAAGCGAAUGACAAAAUAAGAUUAUGCGUGGACAUGAGAAUCCCGAAUCAAGCUGUAAAAAGGGAAAGGUAUCCCAUUCCGACUGUGGAUGACGUCUUAGAGGAGAUUGGUGAAGCACAAGUGCUGUCGGAAUUAGAUCAUAGAGAAGGAUACCACCAGAUUGAGUUGGACGAAGCAUCACGGGAUAUAACAACGUUUUCGACACAUGUUGGAAAUUUUAGAUUGAAGAGGCUCAUCUACGGAGUUUCUUGUGCACCAGAAGUAUUUCAGAAGAUUAUUCAAGAUGUGCUGCAAGGAUGUGAAGGAGUGCGUAACAUCUCAGACAACACAAUUGUGUACGGGAGAAACCAAGAAGAACAUGAUGAUAGACUGGAUAGAGUGCUUCGCAGGUUUCGAGAGAAACGUCUAACACUUAACAGAAGCAAAUGCCAUUUUGGGCUGAGUAAACUUAAUUUUAUGGGACAUACCAUUUCUGGCAAUGGCAUCAGUCCAAGCACUGAGAAGAUUAAAGCUAUACGUGAUGCAAGGACACCCAGUAAUGCUUCGGAGUUGAGGAGCUUCCUUGGAUUGAUCAACUUUUGUGCUAGAUACAUACCACAUUUGGCUACAAAGACUACAAGGUUGAGAGAACUCAUAAAGAAAGAAGUCGGGUGGGAAUGGACAACGGAGCAUGAUGAAGAUUUUGCAGAACUUAAGAACUGUCUGACCGACAAGACUGUUUUGGCUUUCUACGAUAAAAAUGCACGGACAAGGCUCGUGGUGGAUGCCAGUAACACUGGAGUAGAAGCAGUUCUACUGCAAGCAAAACGAGGAGAGAUGUUCAGACCAGUCGUCUAUCUGAGCAGAGCAUUGACGGACAUAGAAAAGAAAUAUUCUCAGACAGAGAAAGAAGCAUUAGCAGUCGUAUGGGCUGUAAAAAGAUGUAGACUCUACCUGUACGGCGUGGAGUUUGAACUCAUAACUGACCACAAAGCUUUAGAAAUAAUCUACGGACCAAGGUCGAAACCUUCAGCUCGGAUUGAAAGGUGGCUGUUAAGAAUGAUGCCAUUUACGUACAAGGUGAUAUACCAGCCAGGCAAGACGAACAUUGCGGAUCCGUUAUCAAGACUUAUGCAACAGAGAAGUGAGAAACAAAGGACUGCGACUGAAGACUACGUAAACUUUGUGAUCAAAGAAGCAACGCCAAAAGCACUGAGCGAAGAUGAACUUCGGAAAGCCACGAAAGGAGAUCCUGUUCUGCAGAGAGUACUGGACAAGGUACGGAAAGGACGAUGGGAACCAAACAAUGAAGACAGUGUCUACAAAAGAGUGGAGCCUGAGUUAUCGGAGAAAGAGGGACUACUCCUUAAAGGAACAAGAAUUGUAAUUCCCAGUGAACUCCAGGCAAGAGUGUUGGACAUAGUUCAUGAGACACGCCAAGGCAUUGUUAAGACGAAACAGUUGCUGAGAACCAAAGUAUGGUGGCCAAACAUGGACAAACAUGUGGAGGAAUCGAUAAGACAGUGCCCAUCUUGUCAACUUGUCACAAUAGAAAAUCAACCACAGCCCAUAAAGUCGACUCCGCUACCUGCCAGGCCUUGGGAAGAGUUAGCACUUGAUAUUUGUGGACCUUUGCCAUCUGCAGAAUAUGUUUUGGUUUUGGUGGACUAUCAUUCAAGAUGGCCGGAAGCUGUGAUCGUCAAGACGACGACAACCAACGUGAUAAUUACCUGGCUAAAAGAACUAUUUGCAAGUUUUGGUUACCCUCGAAGUAUCAAGACGGAUAAUGGACCUCAGUUUGUCUCGAGAGAUUUUGCCGAAUAUUUACAGCAGUGCAACAUAAGACACGACAGGACUACACCUUAUUGGCCGCAAGCGAAUGGCGAAGUGGAAAGACUGAAUAGAUCUUUCCUGAAAGCACUGAAGAUUGGUCGACUACAGAACCGGAAUUUAAAAGGCACGCUUUUGAGUUUUCUUCAAGCAUACCGAAGUACACCACACUGUGUGACAGGAAGGUCACCAUCAGAACUUCUAAUUGGAAGGUCCAUGAGAACAAAGCUUCCAGAGGUAAAGAUUGAGGAGAAGCGAGGAAAUGUCAAUGUGCAUGACAAAGAAAGGAAGUUGUAUGAAAAGCGAUAUGCGGACAGGAGGAGAAGAGCGAAGGAAAAGGAUAUCCAAAGAGGAGACGAAGUAUUGCUAAAGAGAAUGACAAAGACGAAUAAGUUGAGUACGGAGUACUGGCCGAAGAGGUGGAAAGUUGUUAAUAGAUAUGGACCAACAAUAACAGUGCAAGACAAUGAGGGUGUUGUGCGCAAGCGAAAUGUAACCCACGUAAAGAAGUUAUUCGGUGGAAGGAUGUAUUUUGUCGACACACCGCAGAUACAUCAGAACCAGAGGGGCAACAAGUCACGCAAUGUGUGCCGGCACAGGAAAGAUCUGAAGUUACGGAACGAGCCGGAGGAACAGAAACAUUGGUGA
Ornithodoros turicata is the source of this 3027-nucleotide messenger RNA. RefSeq lists its product as uncharacterized. The coding region runs from base 1 to 3027 and encodes 1008 amino acids. Gene Ontology annotation, molecular function: nucleic acid binding; aspartic-type endopeptidase activity. NCBI's taxonomy places the organism in Eukaryota, Metazoa, Arthropoda, Arachnida, Ixodida, Argasidae. The record is from RefSeq and is a predicted model, not a curated record. Gene Ontology annotation, biological process: proteolysis; DNA integration. The transcript has a single exon.